This is a messenger RNA of Durusdinium trenchii, 3064 nucleotides long. The record is from the annotation of a GenBank genome assembly. NCBI's taxonomy places the organism in Eukaryota, Dinophyceae, Suessiales, Symbiodiniaceae.
AUGGAGAAAGAAAGCUUUGCUCGAUUCCUAGACGCAUCUUGGCAGGCCUUUCGGAGUCAGGUGCUGGAGGCAUAUGAAGCCGGCAAAACCGACAAGUUGCCAGACCUGCAAAAGAAGGUUGCUGAGCUAGAGCUUCAGCUGGGGCUUGCACGGAAGCAAGCUGACUCCGAACCCCAACCUGAGGGUAGCUCUUCUGUUGAGACUCGACUUCUUGGCUCUCGAGAGACUCGAGAGUCACGAGAACGACAAGUAAUGUCCACCUUCUCAGAGGGGCUUUUGCCGCCGCUGGCGACGACAGGCUCAGGUGAAGUAACUCCACGGUCUACAGUGGAGUUCAACAUUUCCAAGGUCAACAAUGCGAACGCAGGCAGCCGCGCAGCCAGCGACGCGAGCCCCAGCCAUUCCGCCAGCGAAGCCAGCCGUGCCGCCAGCGACGCCAGCGAGCGCCGCGCGCCGAACAUCGACACGAGCAUCAGUGCAAUGACAUCCAUGUCCAUGGAAGAUAUGGCGACCGGCCCACAGUCACCGCAAUUCACGGCGCCGUUCCUGGGAGCUGGGCUGAAAGGUUUGAGUGCCGAAGAAGCACGUGCUGUCCGGCACCGUCUUCGCGUCCGCCUAGGAUUAAUCUCGUCGCAGACGUUAGUCACUGGGAAGGCGCUGCACGACGCUGUGAUGGCCCUUGGGCUUACUCGCUAUUCGCUCGAAGACUGCAACGAGACGGUGAACCUGAUCUCUGAUUUCAUUGAACUAACCUUCGAGGAGACCGAAGAAAGCAAAAACUUCAAGCGCUUUAGCAACACCUCCCAGCUUCGUGAACCACCGGGGCGAAACUUGUUCAGCCUUCAUGAGGACCUUGCCGGAAAGUAUGGUCUUCCAAUCUGGCAUUGGCCAAAAGUCCGCUUUCGAGAGUCUGGGACAUUGCAUCGGGCUGCCUCCAUGCAGACCUUCUUGGAAAAGCAGGCAAUUCGAAACGACAAUGUGGUGCCAGCAGCUGCGCUUCAAGAGCUUUUCUUCGCUCAGGAGUGGGAAGUUCAUCGACAGAUCUUCGAGAAUGGGCGAUUGCUUAAACAGUUCAAAGCCAUGAAAGAGAUUCUUCUGGCUGGAGAUACGAAUCGGCUAGUGGCGGAGUUGACGUUUGUUCGCAUCAAUGACCUGGCUGCUCCUCCUGAGCCGAUGCAUCCCUUGAUCUACAUCGAGCCCUUUGUUGCAAUGUUGAUCAUUGCCAAUGGCAUUAUGAUUGGUAUUCAGACUCAUGAUGUUGUGGCAGACUGGAGUGGAUGGGCCUACAUGGAAAUGACCUUUGCUGGCUUCCUGAUCUUGGAGAUUGGUUUGCGGAUGCAUCUCCUGCAAUGCAAGAGAUUCUUUUGUGGGCCAGAGAGAUUUUGGAAUUAUUUCGACAUAGUGCUGGCCACCACUGGCGUUGUCGACAUUGUGGCACAAGCCACCCAUUUGUCAGAGUCAGAUAUUUUUGGCACAUCCCUCCUCCGGUUUUGCCGAUUGAUACGCUUGGUACGGAUCGUUAAAGUUUUUAGACUGAAAUUCAUGAGAGAUUUACGGUUGAUGGUGAAGGGCUUGGUUGCUGGAAUUCGUACGUUGGCAUUGGCCUUUUCAUUGCUUUUUUGCGUGCUCUACGUGAUUUCAGGCUUCGCGACCAUGACCCUUGGGACCUACGAAACAACAAAAGACAUGGGCUUGGACAAGUACUUCGAAACGCUUCCAAUCACCAUGUUUACAUGUUUCAGGUGCUUCUCUACAGGAGAGUGUACUGAUGAAGAUGGGGAGCCCUUGCCCCAAAAGUUAGCAGAAAAGUAUGGUGUGAUAUUCGUUCUGAGCUAUGUGGCCAGCUACAUGCUCGUUGCAAUGGGGAUCCACAACGUGAUCCUUGCAGUUUAUGUUGAGAUAACCAUGAAGGCGGCGAAAGAAAAUGAAGCUGUCACUGCAGAGCAAUGGGCACGCGAAUCCAUUCGCAUAGCAAGAGUCACGCGGGAGCUCUUGAAGCGCUUUGCGUCAGCAUAUCGCCUCUUCCAUGACCUGGAUGAUCUAAGAUCGAACCUCUCAGGUUUAGACAUAAGUCCUGAAGGAGCACUAUUUACUGAUGAUGAUGUGCAUGAAGGGAUCGCGAUCACCAAAGAUUUGUUCCUCCUGGUCAUUCAGGACCGAGGAGUGCAACUCCUGAUGGAUGAUUUGGAUCUUCCUCCAGAUCGAGCGAAUCUCUUCGAGAUCAUUGAUGCAGACGGCAGCGGCACGCUUCAAAUCGCCGAGUUGGUUCAGGGCCUGCUAAAGAUCCGUGGUGAGAUCAACAAGAGUGAUGCAGUGGCUGCUCUCCUGGUCUCACAGUCUGUGCAGAACUUGGUGGUGGAGAUGAAAACGGAGUUUUCGCAAACUCUUGCUGAGCUCAAAGAGGCCGGCAACCGUAACCUGCUCACGCUUUGGACGCAUAUUGAACGUUUGUCCUCAUCGCCCGGGACCUGCGCAGAGUUGCCUCCGUGCCUGGGAUUCUGUGCAGCGCUGCCGGAGCAUCGCGACUGGGAGAAUCUCAGGAAGGAUCAGUUGCCCUCAGCCUUGUUGCAGCUGUUGAAGACUGGCUUCACGCACUGCUCAUCCAAAGUUCUCGAGUUCUUCCCGGCCGACCAGGGCGGAGGGAAGAUGCUGCUGGAACUGCAGGAUGGGCAACGUAUUGAGACAGUGCUUAUUGAGCACGCUGGACCGAAGCCCAGAUCCACAGUUUGUGUUUCCAGUCAAAUUGGCUGCAAGAUGGGAUGCAGCUUUUGUGCUACAGGCACCAUGGGCCUACGCGGUCAACUCAGUGCCGGGGAGAUUCUGGAACAGCUGUUCCAUGCAAAGCGCUUUGCUCGCAGCGAAGCACCUGUGCGAAAUGUCGGAAGCUUUGACAGGAGCUGAAGAUCUCAAAUUAUAUUCCAGUAUGUAUGUCGCAGUUGAGAAAUGUCGAGUUCAUUGUUCAUAGUCGUUUACUAGUUCGAUAUGACAAUGUAUGACAGUUUAAGUUUCCCUGAACAUCGUGCGAGCGCUUCUUCAAGUUGAAGAAGCGUGAGCUAUCCUGCAU